Messenger RNA from Pseudogymnoascus verrucosus, 1868 nucleotides. RefSeq lists its product as uncharacterized. Gene Ontology annotation, cellular component: membrane. Gene Ontology annotation, biological process: amino acid transmembrane transport. NCBI's taxonomy places the organism in Eukaryota, Fungi, Ascomycota, Leotiomycetes, Thelebolales, Thelebolaceae. The coding region runs from base 28 to 1662 and encodes 544 amino acids. Gene Ontology annotation, molecular function: amino acid transmembrane transporter activity. The transcript is spliced from 2 exons. The record is from RefSeq and is a predicted model, not a curated record.
UUCUCCAACUUCCUCACACGCGACGUGAUGGACUUCAAGCGCGAAGAAGAUGGCCCCAGCGCUGAGGAGACGGAGCUGGGCACCGUUCUCACUACCAAUCCCGAAUACAAUCUCACUCAUGGCCAGAAUCAGCUCGAGCGCGGCCUCAAGAGUCGUCACAUUCAAUUUCUGGCUUUGGGUGGUGCCAUUGGAACCGGUCUCUUCGUGGGCUCAGGUGGUAUUCUCGCCGACACUGGCCCCGCGCCCCUCUUCAUGGCCUACCUCUCCAUGAUGGGUGUCGUCUGGUGUGUCAUGAACAACCUCGCUGAGAUGGUCACCUACCUGCCCAUGAAGGGUAUCUCCGUUCCCUACUUCGUAGACCGUUUCGUAGACCCCAGUCUGUCGUUUGCCGCUGGCUGGAACUACUGGUACGCAUAUGCCAUGUUGGUCGCCGCCGAGGCUAGCGCUGCUGCAAUCGUACUCGACUACUGGAAUGCCCCCGUCAACGUCGCCGUCUGGAUCACCAUGGUCCUCUUCAUCAUCCUGCUGCUCAACGUGAUCGCCGUCUCCUUCUUCGGAGAAGCCGAGUUCUGGUUCGCCAGUAUCAAGCUCAUCACCAUCCUCGGUCUCAUCAUACUCGGCAUCGUCCUCUUCUUCGGCGGCGGGCCCAAUCACGACCGACUCGGGUUUAGAUACUGGAAGAAUCCGGGAGCCUUCAAACAAUACAUGUCGCCCAAUGAAACGGGCAAGUUUCUGGCCUACUGGCACGCCUUCGUCAAGGCCGGAUUCGCCUUCAUCACCUCCCCUGAAUUGAUCGCCAUCGCCGCGGGUGAGACCGUCGACCCGCGCCGCAACAUCCCCAAGGCCGCCAAGCGCUUCGUGUGGCGUCUCGCGAUCUUCUACGGCUUCGCAUCCCUCAUCAUCGGUAUUAUCGUGAGCUCCGACGACAAGCGUCUAGGCGGUGCCGGUAACGCGGCCGCGAGUCCCUUCGUCAUUGGCAUCCAAGCGGCUGGCAUCAAGGGCCUCAACCACGCCAUCAACGCUGCCAUCCUGACAUCCGCCUGGUCGGCGGGUAACUCCUUCCUGUACUCCGGGUCGCGUGUGUUGUAUUCCAUGUCCCUGACCGGCCAGGCACCCAAGUUCUUCAACCGCACCAACAAGCACGGUGUCCCAUACGUCGCGGUGCUCUUCACAUGGAUGUUCUCGCUGCUGGCAUACCUCAACGUGUCCAACACGGGCACCACGGUGUUCAACUGGUUCGUCAACAUCAGCACAAUCUCUGGCUUCAUCGCCUGGAUCGUCGUCAUGAUCACGUACCUGCGCUUCCGCGCCGCGUUCGAGUACCACGGCCUGCUGCACACCCUCCCUUACCGCACGCCAUUCCAACCCUACGCGACAUACGUUGUGCUCUUCAUCGUCUCGCUCCUGACCAUCACCAACGGCUUCCAGAUCUUCUGGCCUGGCAAGUUCAACGUCUCCGACUUCCUCGCCGCGUACAUCACGCUUCCCAUCUUCCUGGUGCUGUACGUCGGACACAAGAUCUGGUUCCGCACGCCCUUCGCCAUCCCCAUCCCGGAGAUCGACAUCAUCACUGGCAAGAAGGAGAUGGAUGAGCUUGCCGAACUAGAGAUCAGGCGCAUACCGAAGAACUUCCUCCAGCGGGCGUGGUUCUGGCUUGCCUAGACGUGGUUUAGAAGGAGAUGAGAGAUGUGGAAUGUGGAAUGUGGAACGAAUGGGAGGUUCAUAUAUUUAUCCAAGUUUAUAGACCAGUAUGCUAUUUAUUAAGCCAAUUUGGCCUUUGUCAAUCCUGUCGCACUGCGCCCUGAGAACUACAAGUCUCAUAUGUGUAGAGUCACGUGUGUUCCUGCUCUAGAAGCCACCCGGCUUCC